AAACAUCAGCGAGGUAAAUGCGCGAUGGGGGUGGUGAUGUGAGUGGAGGAAAUUAGGCGUUGCUGGUAAAAACACAAAUAUCUUGCAAUAAAGUGGCUUUAAAUAGGAAAAUAAAUAGUGACGAUAGGUCUGAUAUGAACAAGUUGCAAUCAUGAGUAUGUUACUAAGCUACUAAAUGCAGAAACAACGUGCAAAAUUCAUGAAUUAGUGCCAAAAGAGGACUAUGCGAUUCAAUAAGCUCGAACUGGCAACUCUUGCCACGCAGCCAAGCAAUAAAUUCGAGAAGGAGGGACUCGUCUGGUUUACGGACAGAGAAGGCUUCUUCCGGCGCACUGAAGGGAAUCACGAAAGUGGAUCAGGGCAACGUGGUUCUUGGAAAAGGCGAAAGAGUUUGAGUUGUAUAGGUGGCACCGGCAAAGUGAGCACGGAGCGUUGGUGUCGUUUGCGUGGAAAUUUGCUCUUCUAUUUCAAGACAAGCGAUCAGUUUUCAGAGCCACAGGGUGUUAUUGUGCUGGAGAAAUGCAAGGCCACCAUUUACAGUGAUAGUCGCGAAUCGGAUGGUUUUGUCUUCUACAUUGAAUUUGAUGAUGGUGUAACACAGAGAAUUGCCACAAAUUCCGAGGCGGAGCGCCUGGAAUGGACACAAGCCAUCCAGAUGGCAAGCUAUGGGGAGUUGAGGAAGCAACUCCAGGUGCUCAUGGAGAAAAUUGAACGGAAGCGCGGGAAUACGCACGACCUCGACGUUGAUAUGUUGCGAUUGCAAAAUGGAAGAGAAAUCGACAUCAAUGAGAUACCUCUGUGUCAAUCUGCAAUUAUGUGUGACAAUCUCUUGUGUGAUGGCAAUGGUAGGCCACCGAAUCCAUCAGUUGUAGUUCAAGUUACCACAACUAAUCGCUUGGGGUGGAUUAAAUAUGGACGAACUGAAGUCAUUGAGAGAUCAUCUAAUCCGCAAUUUAUGUGCACCAUCACAUUUCGCGCAUCAGACGGGCUAAAUUCAUCGUCUCAAAUACGUUUUACGGCAUACGAUGUCCGUGAAAAGGUUUCCCAGACAGCAGUACCCCUGGGGACGGCUGAAAUUGCAUUGGGUGUGAUACAAGAUACAUCCCGCCUGAGAAUUCCCUUUAGGUCUAAUAGUGGCAAUGCAGGUUUCAUAACAAUCUUGUCAUGGAGUCCGGAUCAAGAUAAAAAGCCAUCGACGUCACGAUCGCCAGCAAAGGCGGCGGAACACCAAACAAUGGGACAUCGAAGAUCCCAAUCGCUCCCACCAAAAUUAGGUGUGAAGCUCUUUGUUCCACCUCAAGGGAGACUAUCGCUCAUCUAUACAAAUCCCAUAAUUCACACGUAUCGAUUGCAAUCGGGUCUUGGUGGUGAUAUUACGGUGCACGAAAUGAUGCUUGAGAGCCAGCUAUGCUUCCUAAUUCCGCAGCAAUUGCUGUCCAUUUGGAUACUCCGUGAAAAGGAGCUACUGCAGGAAAUUUCCGGGAUGGGUGAAUUAGGUGGGGAAUGGCGCAAUAAGCAGAUGGAAUUGCUGGACAAACAUCUGCGACUCCUGAAAGAUUACUCGCAGGCAAAGCAGAAUUUGCAACAGUGUGCAGGGAAAUACUUUAAGCCAUCGAGUCAUAAAGAUGAUGAAUCAUUGGAAUUUGCACCAGUUAAUCUCCAUUUGCAGCGUCUUUGGGCACACAAUGAGACUCUCAAGCGUUCGGGGGUGCUUGACAUUGUGACAGUUGGUGCCUUCACCAGGCACAGUGGAAAAACCAAGACUGGGGGAUUGAUCAAACAGCUGCAGCAGCUAAAGCAAUCACCAUCGAAAAUGGAGCAACUGCAAAAUGGAUGCAAAGUUCAAGCGGCAAAUGAUGCAGUUCAAGCAAUAAAGCAACUCCGGAAGGAAAUUGUGGAGAUCAUGUCGCAACUCCUGAUGUUGGCAAAAAGUAAAAAUCCCAAAGGGAUGCUGCCCCUUUGCAAUGAGAUGAUGACAAAAACACGAUCACUGCUGACACUGUGGGAACCCAGUUUGGUGGAGGAGGCAUUUGAAUUUAUCGAAAGGCAUCGUAUAAUUGAUGAUGCCACCGAUAAUACGCUCACCCCACUGUCGCCAUUUAAGAAAAUAACCCAACAACUGGGUGCUCUGGAUCUCAAAUCACCGGAUUUAGAGGAUUUUGCCACACCAAUGGGUCCUGCUCCGGAUCUCUGGCCACGUUCAGCGGGGAAAUCAAUGAAAACCCCCACAGGGACACUCAAAGGAAAAUCCCCAUCAGCUACGGACCUCAAUACCCUCUCAACGAUCCUCGUGGAGGCUGCAGCAUCAUCCAAGAAUGAUGCUCAAACUGAAGCUGAAACACUCUCGUGCUCACUACCCGUUACAUGCAAUAUGGAUACCGAAAUGAAAUUCAAUGAGACACAUUUUGAUGUGAAUGGUGAAAUUUCAACAAUUGACUCCUCAGCAGCAGUGAGAAAUUCCACGGAAGAUACAACAAGCAAUGUGACACAGAUGGAAUCAUUCGAUGAGAAUGGAUAUGCGCUGGAUAAUCCGGCAAUUGUUUUGGGGCACAAUGGGGCAUUUUUGGAUAUGAAAGUAAUGAGUUCGAGCCCUUCGGCAAACUACUAUCGUCCCACGGAGGAACCUGAACCACUGGACUUGACACAAUUGAACAUUGAGGCGUCUGUCAUGUGCCUUGUGAGUAAGGUGAAAUUCCUAUGUGGACGCUGUGGGAGUCCGGCUGUGAGAUUAAGGCAACCCAAGAGUGUGAUCAAGAGAACGGGCUUUACGGUAACACCUCCCGAUGUGGUGACAAGUCAACCGGGGCUGCAAAAUGUACAACAUGAGGCAGCAGCACCAGCAACAGCAGAGUCUUCCAAUCAACCAACAUUGAAUAAAUCUGCAAAUUUGUGUGGGAAAGAUCUCAAUUUGGCCCUCACUCAGGCCAUUGGGGAGGUCACAAGGAAGGUGAAGAAAGGCAAUAAAUUCACCGAUGGACUGGAUUUAUCAAUGACAACAGAUUGGACCUCCGAACUGAGACCAUCAAUGCGGAAGCUGCGUCAGGCUAUGGAUGGAUUGCUAAAGACAGCCAGAUUGAUUCAUUCAGUGCAGAGGCUCCAGCAGGAUAUGAAGAGAACAACUACAACCCUCAAUAUCAUGUAUCGCCGUGAUGUGUGUUUCUCCCAAGCACUUACGGCUUUGGUGUCGGGUUUAAUGGGUAAACUCUGGGGAACGCAGAUUACGGAGAAUUUCAUCCAGCUAAUGUGUAAUUUGGGCCCACUGGCAUACUUCGAGGGACUCCUAUCACUCUAUGGCUCUGAAACAGACAUGUGGGGUGAUAUGUGUGUAGCUAUUGAGGAUCUCUCAUCAGUUCGCUUCACCCUUAUUCGUAGCAACAUUCAGCGAGACACAAAACUCCUUCCAUUCCCGCGCAUUGUUGGCUCCAGGCAAUCCCUUACAGUUCUACUGCCUGUCCCGGAGAUAGUUUACUGUGCCCUACCCACGAAGGAGACUCCAUCAUUCAGGGUGACUCCUGUUUUCUUCAACAUUGGCAUCAAUGAGAAGGCAACGUUGUCCGAAACACUGCGAUACACAACGGAACAGCAUCGCUCAAAUUGGGACAACUUCGAUAGACUCAAGCAGUACCAUAUUCGGUAUAAGAAACUCAAUCUCACCGUACCGGAGACACCAACGAAAAGUGAACCACAUGUGCCAACACAAACUGUCGUGAAUCUUCUCAAUACAAUGGAAGAUCAAUUGAAGCUGAAUCCAUCGAAAAAUGUGAAAAUCCUCAGUUUGGCAGAAGAUAUCACGAGAGCCCUCCACGGAGUACAAUUUACAUCGUGCAAAAGUGCCAAAGAUAGAACAGCAAUGGCUGUAACACUCCAGCAAUGUAGAAUUCUUCAGCAAGAGUUCCAUCUUCCCGCAACAAGUAUGCAAAUAGUCAUGGACACAAUGAGGAGUGAGGGAACAAGAGCAGACAACACGAUGAAAAACAUCGGUUUACGGAAAUAUGCAUUCAAUCUGCCUCAAGUACUCGCACUUCCAAGUCUCUAUCGCCCUCCGGCAGGAAGCUAUGGCAAAGCACAAACUUAAUCAGCAGCCACCACUAAAUGCUGCAUUUCAUCAAACACGCAUGUAUGUAUCCACUGCGAAAAGUAUGUUAACAGCAUAAAAAAAAUAACAUAGCAGUUAGUUUACUUUUCCAUAAUGGGACAGACGAUUUGUAUGUGUUUUUUUUUUAUUUCUUUUAUAAGAUGCAUUUUGUGAUGCAAAGUAAAAUGGGGAAUUUAAUUCGCCAUUAAAUACAGAUAGUACAGCAACUAUUUGCUUCCGGUUAAGUCAAAGUAUACCUACAUACAUACCUACUUAUGUAACAUUUAAAUUGAAACCUUUUUACAUACAUAUAUAAUGUUAUUCGAGAAGAGGAUUUCAUGUUAGAGAUGAUUUAAGGGCGGUCUCUUUUGAGAGCUGGUGAAAUUAAAUGUUUUAUUUUUCUUAGGGUUUUUCUUAAACUUGGUUUUCCGAUGUUGGUUACAUUUGAAGCCUAAUUAUAUGAAGAGUAACAAAAUCACUUUCCGCCAUCUUUUGUGCGACGCCAUCUUGAAAUUUUCCUCAAAACACAAAGGUAGGUUUUUCUCAGGAUCUACUGGAUGGAUUUUGAUGGAGUAAAAAGCAAAUGAAAGUGGAAGCAUUAGCGGAGAAUGCACCGGAACAGAUUUUAGAAUUUCGACUCAGAAGUUGAGAAAAAUAGAUAAAUAUUCUUAUUGACUUUUCUCAACUUCUGAGUCGAAAUUUAAAAAUCUGUUCCGGUACAUUCUUCGCUAAUGCUUCCUCUUUCAUUUGCUUUUUACCCCAUCAAAAUCCAUCCAGUAGAUCCUGAGAAAAACCUACCUUUGUGUUUUGAGAAAAAUCACAAGAUGGCGUCGCACCUAAGAUGGCGGAAAGUGAUUUUCUUACUCUUCAAUAAUUAGGCUUCAAAUGUAACCAACAUCGGAAAACCAAGUUUAAGAAAAACUCUAAAAAAUGACAACUGUAAGCUUUCCUAAGAGACCCCCCUUAACAACAACAAAUUGAAAAGAAAACCAAAGAUUUACGUCAGUAAAUGAUGGUUUAAAAAAUUCAACAAAUAAUUAGGUACCUAUAUUAAAAGGAUACGACAGAAUGUGCCAAAAAAAAAACAAAACACAAAAUCUAAUUUUUAGAAAAUCUUUCAUUUAUUUCUUUUUUAACAAAUUUUUCUUUUAUAAUUUUUUCCCCUAAUUAGACAUUCUAUUCAGUAUUUUUUGUUCCAUUCACAUUUCCCCUCCGUAUUUAGUGACCAUUUUUUUUGUUAAAAGAAAUAAUAAAAAUUUCAUAGGAUUAUACAUAUUUUUUAUUAUCUAUUUAUUCACUGAAUUCCCCUCAAAUUAUUUACUUAAUUAAAUGUUUAUUUCUACAAAAUUUCAAAUGAUUUCAUAUAAAUGAUGUUAUUUGGCUCACCAGCACUUAAACUUAUUUAUAUUUUUUCUCUUUUUUUUGUUUUAUAUACAUUUUACACGAAAUAAUUUAUAUUUUUAUUUAAUUAAGGACACUAAUUACACCAAUUAUACAGUGCUGGAAAUAACUUAAAAAAAUCAUACCAAUUGAUAAAUUUGUAUCUUUUCUCCCUCUCUGUAGUCUUUAAUGUAGGUUUUUAGUUAAGUUUAAACAAACACUGAGAGUUUCCUAAAAAUACUGAAGAAUAAUCAGCAUCAGUUAAGACUAUUACCUUUCAGCUUGAUAAGGAAUUUUUCUUUUCCAUUUAAGGUAAACUAACUAAAACAUUUUAUAUUCUUGCUAUUCAAGAAAAUUUUGAGAGAAAGGCACCUACAAAAAAUUUUUAUAGCUAUUCCCAGUACUGUAUUAGAACCAUAUCAUUUUGCAAUGGGAAAGGUGCAUGAUAAAACUACAUAAUAUGUAGAGAAAUUGAAUUUAAAUUUAAAUUUAAAAAAAAUGUGUAAAAGAACGGAAUUCUUGCGGAAGUUCAAAAAAUGAUGCAAUGAGUAGAAUUUAUGUGUUGUACAUUAUGUAGUACCUAUGUAAAGAUUUGAAACUGAAGAAAAAUUUUCAAUUUAGGCGACAAAAAAAAUUACACAAGAAAUAUAAAUUCACUUGCCAAAUGGCACUACUCAACUAAAAAUAUUUAACGUACCUAAUACUAACUUUUUUUCUUUAAUAAAAAAAAUUGAUUUUAUCUACAUAA
This is a messenger RNA of Lutzomyia longipalpis, 6203 nucleotides long. Its product is annotated as inositol polyphosphate-4-phosphatase type I A. Gene Ontology annotation, molecular function: phosphatidylinositol-3,4-bisphosphate 4-phosphatase activity. The coding region runs from base 224 to 4075 and encodes 1283 amino acids. Lineage: Eukaryota; Metazoa; Arthropoda; Insecta; Diptera; Psychodidae. The record is from RefSeq and is a predicted model, not a curated record. The transcript has 8 exons. Gene Ontology annotation, cellular component: cytoplasm.